CGGAGAACUGGGGGGAUGCGCCCCGGCGACCGAGGGAGGAGGGAGCGGUGUGUGGAGGUUGCUCAGGGUGGAGGCCGCCCGAGGAGUCGGGGUGGGUCGUGGAAUGGGGUUCGCGCCCUACCUACCCCCCCCCCAAAAAAAGGGGGAUUGGCAGAAGGGAGCCCCGUGGAGCUAGAAAUAAACCUGAGCAGGGUGGAAGGAGCCUUCAACAACAAAAGCAAGAUGGCAGCAUGGAAUACAAAAGUCAUAAUUUCAAGAAACUCGAUGGCUUCUACAGGGAGCCAGUCCUCUGAUACAGAUAACAUUUUUGGAUUCCUCAGUGAUGGCGUACCCCCAACCAAGAAGCCCAGGAAACUGCUUCCAAGCUUAAAAAGUAAGAAGCCUCGGGAACUUGUGCUGGUGAUUGGAACGGGCAUUAGUGCUGCGGUCGCACCUCAGGUUCCAGCUCUGAAAUCCUGGAAGGGGUUAAUCCAGGCUCUACUGGAUGCUGCCAAUGAUUUUGAUCUUCUAGAAGAUGAGGAGAGCAAAAAAUUUCAGAAAUGUCUCCACGAAGAUAAGAAUCUUGUUCAUGUUGCCCAUGACCUUAUUCAGAAACUCUCCCCUCGUACUAGUAAUGUUCGAUCCACGUUUUUUAAGGACUGUUUAUAUGAAGUAUUCGAUGACUUGGAGUCAAAGAUUGAAGACUCUGGAAAACAGCUACUUCAGUCAGUUCUCCACCUGAUGGAGAAUGGAGCCCUGGUAUUGACUACAAAUUUCGACAACCUCCUGGAACUGUACGCAGCAGACCAGGGCAAACAGCUUGAAUCCCUUGACCUCACUGAUGAAAAAAAGGUCCUAGAGUGGGCUCAGGAGAAGCGGAAGCUGAGCGUGCUCCACAUCCAUGGGGUCUACACCAACCCUAGUGGCAUUGUCCUUCAUCCCGCUGGGUACCAGAACGUGCUCAGGAACACUGAAGUUAUGAGAGAGAUUCAGAAACUCUAUGAAAACAAGUCAUUUCUUUUCCUGGGUUGCGGCCAGACGGUGGACGACACCACUUUCCAAGCCCUUUUUCUGGAGGCUGUCAAGCAUAAAUCUGACUUAGAACAUUUCAUGCUGGUUCGGAAAGGAGAUAUAGACGAGUUCAUGAAGCUUCGAGAAAACAUGCUGGACAAAGGGAUCAAGGUCAUCUCCUAUGGAAAUGACUAUGCUGAUCUUCCAGAGUACUUCAAGCGGCUGACCUGUGAGAUAUCCACGCGGGGUAGGUCAGCAGGUGUGAUGAGAGAAGGUCACCUAAAUGGUUCAUCUGCAGCGCACAGUGAAAUAAGAGACCUCAGUACAUGAGGGCUACAGAAGUCACCGACAUUAGACCAAGCUGUUAGGCCCUGCCGUGGACGGUUUAACAGUAAACUUACAAGAACCCAAUACAACUCCGAAAAGAACCAAAACCCAGAAGUUGAAGGCUGGGGCUAUGUAGAGUGGUGGCGAACUUCCCACCUUCAUCCUUCGUGCCGACUGGUCUUUUGUUUUGUUGUUUUCCAGUUCUUGGUCUUAUAUGGCCUGUUCCAGUUUGAGAAUACCCAAGUGACAAUGGGACCCAGUGCAGCUCCCCACCCACCACUGGGCUGGACAUGCCUGUGUCUACACAGAUUGGGGUGGCGCCCACUGCGCAGGCUGCUGCCCUGCAUGGACUCGGACUGUGGUGCCGUGGACUCACCGUGGCCGCUGCAAUUUUGUACUCUAGACUUGGUUUUUCACUUAAGCUUAAUGGCUUUUUCUAAGACUUGAAGCUCUAGUUUUCUAGAUCUCUUACAGUGUACAGUAUUUUACAUACCUGAGCUGUAUUAAAAGCUUGUUCAUUUACUUCCCA
Molecule: messenger RNA, 1846 nt
Organism: Myotis lucifugus (little brown bat)
Lineage: Eukaryota; Metazoa; Chordata; Mammalia; Chiroptera; Vespertilionidae
Gene: SIRAL1
Product: family with sequence similarity 118 member B
Exons: 9
Coding region: 16-1320 (434 amino acids)
Source: RefSeq, a predicted model, not a curated record